AUGGACGUACUUCCUGUCGCCAACCCCACCAAGUCGUUCUGGCUCACGGCCGAGGACGACUUUGCCACGUUCCGCAGCACGCCGGAGCUCCCUGCGGAGGCCGACGUCGUCAUUGUCGGCUCCGGCUACGCCGGCGCCACGACGGCGCACUACCUGCUGCCGCAGUUCAAGGGCAGCGUGCUCAUGCUCGAGGCCCGGAACGUCUGCAGCGGCGCCACGGCCCGGAACGGCGGCCACCUCAAGCCCGACCUCUACUACUCGCACAACGACUUCCGGGAGAAGUACGGCGAGGCGGGUGCUGCGGAGAUCAUCAACUUUGAGCACGCCCACCUCCAGGCGAUGAAGGAGCUCGUGGAGGGAGAGCAGAUCGACUGCGACUUUGUGCUGACACGGGCGUGCGACGUGCACCUGCACGGCACCGCAGCCGAGCGGGCCGUCGCCAACUACACGGAGAUGUGCAAGAACCCGCACGUGCGGUGCAAGCAGGACGUGCAGCUCACGCAGGGCGACGCUGCCCGCGUCAUCUCGAAGGUCGACGGCUCGCCGGUGUGUGUCACGUACACGGCGGGCCAGCUGUGGCCGUACAAGCUGGUGACCGCGGUGCUGCGCAAGGCCGUGGCCGCGGGGCUCAACCUCCAGACAAACACCCCCGUUGUCGCCACGGAGAGGCUCGGCGACGGCCGGUACCUGGUGCGGACCCCGCGCGGCGCCGUUGUCGCCGGCCGGCUGGUGCUGGCCACCAACGCCUACACGGCGUCCGUGGAGCCCCGGUUCCGCAACAAGAUCGUCCCCAUCAAGGGCGCCUGCAGCCACAUCGUGCCUGUCUCUGCGGCGGAUCGGGCCCCGCACCUCACCAACACGUACGGGAUCCGCUUUGCCGGCGCAGACACGGACUACCUCAUCAACCGCCCAGACGGGUCGGUCGUCCUCGGCGGCGCCAAGAAACACAUCUUCCCCUACAAGGACCGCUUCUACAACGUCGUCGACGACAGCACCCUCAUCCCGGGCUCCGAGGCCUACUUCUCGGGCUACCUCGAGAAGAUGUUCUACACCUGGAAGGGUGUGGCCACCCACGCCGACCAUGUGUGGUCCGGCAUCCUCGGCUACACGGACGACACCCUGCCCUACGUGGGUGCGCUGCCGGACGAGCCACGCAAGUACGUCAUCGCCGGCUUCCACGGCCACGGCAUGCCCCGCGUGCUCCUGUGUGCCCGGGCCCUUGCCGGCAGUCUUGCUGCCGACGCCGCCGGCGUCGCCGGCGACCCCGCCCCCGGCCUCGCCGACAUCCCGGCUGCCUUCCGCAUCACCCCCGACCGCAUGACCGCCACCGAGAACCGCAUUCUGCAGUCUCUGCAGCCGGCCCCCGUCCCGAAGCUCUAGCUCCGUAUACUUCUCUCCACCGUAUAGCCACAACCAGCGCAGUUCCUACCCCAC
Messenger RNA from Pichia membranifaciens NRRL Y-2026, 1434 nucleotides. RefSeq lists its product as hypothetical. The transcript has a single exon. Gene Ontology annotation, cellular component: cytoplasm. Bases 1 to 1380 code for a protein of 459 amino acids. The record is from RefSeq and is a predicted model, not a curated record. Gene Ontology annotation, molecular function: oxidoreductase activity. Lineage: Eukaryota; Fungi; Ascomycota; Pichiomycetes; Pichiales; Pichiaceae.